Molecule: messenger RNA, 1548 nt
Organism: Mesocricetus auratus (golden hamster)
Lineage: Eukaryota; Metazoa; Chordata; Mammalia; Rodentia; Cricetidae
Gene: Fbxo16
Product: F-box protein 16
Exons: 8
Coding region: 416-1345 (309 amino acids)
Molecular function (GO): protein binding
Source: RefSeq, a predicted model, not a curated record
GGAAUGGCUGUUUUGGAACACAAACAUAGCAAGCCUUGAAGGAAGAUUUUUCAAGGCUGCUGGUUUCAGGAUUGAAUGCAGCGUCCUGCCAGCAUUCUAUCAAGAUGUUACAGCUCCUCCCACUCACCCUACAGCCACACUUUCUCCUGUUUAUCUCCAUGCCCUAUUUUGGAGUCAGCCCUCCUUGGAUGCCCUGGCCAAUCAAGAGACCACACAUUGUUGCCUAAGAGACCCCGGAUGCCAGCGACAGGAUUUAUAGAUGGUGAUUGGACUGCUAGAAGCGGUGAGGUGGGGCUGAGAGGAGUCAAAGAAAGCUGUCCUAGUGCAACGAUGGCAACCCCAGAGCCUGAGGCUUGAAGAAGGAGGCCAGCUGCUGAGGUAUAGUCUUUCUGAUAGAAGAAUACCAGGGCAUUUCAUGAUGGCAUUUGCACCUCCAAAAACCACUGAUGGCUCCAAAAUGCAGACAAAGAUGAGCACCUGGACACCCUUAAACCAUCGGCUUCUGAAUGACCAGGUGUUUGAAGAACGAAGAGCUCUGCUUGGAAAAUGGUUUGACAAAUGGACAGACUCUCAGAGGAGAAGAAUUCUUACAGGCCUGCUAGAGCGCUGCUCCCUGUCCCAGCAGAAGUUCUGUUGUCGAAAGCUGCAGGAAAAAAUCCCAGCAGAGGCUCUGGAUUUUACUACCAAGCUUCCAAGGGUGUUAUCUGUCUAUAUCUUUUCCUUCUUGGAUCCCCGGAGCCUUUGCCGCUGUGCACAGGUGAGCUGGCACUGGAAGAACCUGGCUGAGUUGGACCAGCUCUGGAUGCUCAAGUGCCUGCGCUUUAACUGGUACAUUAGCUUCUCACCAACGCCUUUUGAGCAGGGUGUCUGGAAAAAGCACUACAUUCAAAUGGUGAGAGAACUUCACAUCACCAAACCCAAGACGCCUCCAAAGGAUGGAUUCAUAGUUGCUGAUGUUCAGCCCAUUCCCGGAAGUUCUCUAGAGGAAAAACAGUCCUCUUCCUUAGCUUUGCGGUCUUCCUCCUCCUUAAGAAGGAAGAAUAACCCAGGGGAGAAAGAGCUUCCACCGUGGAGAUCGUCGGAUAAGCAUCCCACUGACAUCAUCCGCUUUAAUUAUCUAGACAACUGUGACCCUGAACACUUCUGGCAAGGAAGAAGAAAAAGAAAGGAAGUGACCCCAGACUUGAAGCGGCAGGUGAGAGAUAAGAAAAACAAGCUUGAGGACAGAGCCAGGCUCAGGAAAGCACAGUCACUGCAGGUGCAUAACUGGAGUUUGACAGUAAUGCUGUCAUCAGAAUGUCAUCCGAAGUUGAGAAAUUCGGCAUUUCUCAGCCGGCUUCUUUAGUCCCGGCUCCAGCAGAGAAGGGCCGCUAGAGGGAGCUCCUUCCCCUCGCUUCCAUCACUUUGCACCAGUCUCCAGAAGGAGGUUUUUCAGAGUUUUGACUCCGUAUGCCAGCACCUACGAAAAUGCUCAUUGAUUCACUUCAAGUCAUUUAUUCCAUUCAAAUUACCCCUUCAAUGCUAGUUUUUAAAUUUUUUAAAUUUGUA